Rosa rugosa (rugosa rose) is the source of this 2653-nucleotide messenger RNA. RefSeq names its product BTB/POZ domain-containing protein At3g56230. The coding region runs from base 1765 to 2553 and encodes 262 amino acids. The transcript is spliced from 5 exons. The record is from RefSeq and is a predicted model, not a curated record. Lineage: Eukaryota; Viridiplantae; Streptophyta; Magnoliopsida; Rosales; Rosaceae. Gene Ontology annotation, molecular function: protein binding.
GAAGGCUCAUAGAUUUUUAUUUAAUCCCUAUUAUUACUGUACGAGUCCAAAGGUCGGUGUGUUGCCACAAUCCAAUAGUGUCUGCAAAACACAGCAGAAAUCCACUGAAGACUGGAGAGGCCGAAAACUAAGGGAAGCAGCCUAUAGUUUAUGUCAUCAAAACCAGGGUUCCUAGAAAACUAAAAGCUAGAUAAAACCAUCUAUACCAGACCAGCGGCCACGUACGUACACUAAACCUAUCAAAGUAAUAAACACAAGCACACUUCCCAAGAUCAUCCACUUCUCUCUAUAUAUACCAACCUCCCAAAGCUCUUUUCUACUCAUCGAUCUCAUUCAGUUCAAUAUAUACUCGAUCAUUCCUGUUUUCUCUUUCAGUUUCUCUGUGAAGUACUACCUGUUAAAGAAGAAGAAGGAAGAUAUUAAUCAGAUGGAGUCAAUUCAGUCUUGGGUUUCAAAGAACAAGCUGGCCAGCAUUGGAGGACUAUGGGCAUCAGGAGUUGUAGCAUCCCUUGCUUAUUCAACUGCAAGAACACCUCUCAAGACCAGCCUUAAGCUUAUACAUGCUAGGAUGCACGCACAAGCCUUGACGCUGGGUGUCCUAUCUGCCGCGGCAGUCUUCCAUUACUAUGAAGAAGCACACAGUGCUGCUGCUUCUCCAAAUUAACUAUGCAGUCACCACGCAGCUAGCUAGCCGUAGCUGCCUGAACUAAAGCUCCACCAAUGCACCAUCGAUCUCUAUUAAGUUCAUCUAUCCUAGGAUGAGUUCAUUUCAACGUUUAAUUUCUUAAUAAUUUGUCGGCUUUCCCUAAAUGAUCUAUUUUAGUUUCUUAAUUUCUCUAUGUUUUUUCCUUUUGAUCACCAGUUAUACGUUGUAUAAUGCAAAUAUAUGAACAUAUAAGUACACCAAUGUUGGUUCAAGCAAUACGUUUCUUUUGACUUUUCGACUAAUGGUAGUUUCAAAACGUCAAAAGGUUUUAGUACCCAAUUCGAUCAAAAGGGUGUCAGAAUUUUCUCCACCUAAAACCAAAACCACCGAAAAAACUAAAUAAUUGUCACGUAUGGUAGACGAAAUAAUUCUUCGUUUAUUCAUGAAAUGAUAAUCAAUGAAUUCCGGCCAAUGAUGAACACAAAGAAUCAGGAAUGUGGCAAUCAUAUUGGCCAGUGGUGUGUACAAACCGGCCAGACUGGUUUAUAUCAUUAUAGAGCCUAAUUUGUGUAAGUUUAUUAGUUUAAGUCAUUGACCUACUAAAUGGGACGUGCUAGUUGCCUUGCACAUAUUUGCUGUUGUAACGUUGGAAAGUCGUUUUCUUCUUCCUAACCUUUUGAUUCUUCUGUUGGCAAUAAGAUAUUUGUUUGUUUAUACGUCUGAACUAAAACUCACUCAAAAAUGUGGCACCAACUUUCCAAUUUCCUCCAAUUGACGAUUACACCCUCCAACUUGUUCUUUCAAAAGCCUACGUCAAGGUUGGGUUGGUCAAUUCACUCGAAUACGAAACAGUUCAAUAUUCUUCUCAAGGCAAUAAUCUUCGUGGUGGUUCAUAAAAUUGAUUAAUUAACUAGGGGAUAGGGGAAUUUGUCGAAAAAAAACCAAGGGGAUAGGGGAAGGUCUAACAAACCUCUACCAUAAAGCAAGAGAAAAUGGAAUGCCUCUAAUUUAAGUUGUGUGCGUUCAAAAUUAAUAACAAGCAGCUUCUCCUCCGGCCUACAGCUUCCUCUUCUUUUUUCUGUAACUGUGGUUGCUCAAGGUUUGAGAUUAAGGCAGAUAUGGACUGCUCAGUUUGUACUUCAAUGCCGGCUCAAUUAAGGCCUCCAAGAAAUACGAUAUGCGGGGCAUGUUAUGAGGGAGCUAGAAGCCUCAUCUCCUUCAUAAACAAGCUCGAAGCUGCUCAAGGAAUUGAUAAAGCAAAUUUGUGUAAGAAUUUGAUGAAUGUGUCAACAUGGGUGCUUGAUAUGAAAGAUUCAUCAGAAGAACUGGAUGAGAAAAUUAAAUUCGUAAGCGGGUUUGUUGUUGCAUUUAGAGAUCAAAUUCACACCGACAUACAACUUCGUUCUGGUGAAAACAGACCUCCAAUACCUGCACAUAGAGCGUUAUUGGCAAUUAGAUCGGAAAUCUUUAGCAACAUGCUCGACUCAGACGGAUGCAAAGCCCCUCCUAGUGAUGACACCAUAACAUUGCCCGAGUUGAAUCAUGAAGAGCUCGAGUGUUUCUUGGAACUCCUCUAUAGUGGUGACUUGGCUGAAGAAAGGAUGAGCAAGCAUGUCUAUUCAUUAUCCCUUGCAGCUGAUAAGUACGGAGUAUCAUUCUUACAAAAGCUCUGUGAACGCCAUAUGCUCAAGUCUUUGAGUUCGUCCAAUGCUCUCGAUGUUUUAGAGGUCGCAGACACUUGUUCUUUUCUACUGUUGAAGGAGAAUGCCUUGAACUACAUUGUCAAAAACAUGAAAGAGAUCGUGUUUUCUGCUAAGUAUGAUACAUUUGCACUUAAGAAUCCGCAUUUAAGCGUGCAAAUUACAAGGGCAUCAUUGAUGGAUGCUAGAAGAAAUUGCGUGGGUUAGUGUUUUCACUGUUUUGUUCGUGUAUACCCGCAUGAUAACAUUAUUUAGUUAAGUUGAUCUAAAAGGUUAGAGGAUGAAUCACAUUCAGCAAAACCUUCUA